Vitis riparia (riverbank grape) is the source of this 951-nucleotide messenger RNA. RefSeq lists its product as uncharacterized. The record is from RefSeq and is a predicted model, not a curated record. Lineage: Eukaryota; Viridiplantae; Streptophyta; Magnoliopsida; Vitales; Vitaceae. Bases 58 to 951 code for a protein of 297 amino acids. The transcript has 2 exons.
AUGAAUAGCACUUUCUUGGAGUAGGAAGAAUUCUCACAAAAGCAGGUUAUAGUCACUAUGGAUUUCAAAGGUAUAACCUGGGUUGGGAAUAUGUACCAGAAGUUUGAAACUAUUUGCUUGGAAGUGGAAGAUAUUAUGUAUCAGGACACUGUUAAAUACUUUGAAAAUCAUGUUAAGUAUGUUGAAGAUCAGGUGGAAACAGUUGGUGAAAGUGUUAAAAAGUUCUGUUCAGAAAUUGUGCAAGAUUUGCUGCUUCCUGAUUCUUUGGAAGUGACAGAUUCUAACCUGUCCCUGGACCAACAUGAUAAUGUCAAGUUGUGUAAAAAGCCAAAAGUUGGUAUCAAGGAAGAGGCAAAAGUUGGUAUCAAGGAAGAGGCAAAAGUUGGCAUCAAGGAAGAGGCAAAAGUUAGCAUCAAGGAGGAAUUCAUAAAGUUUGAUAUUGAUCGAUUGACUGAGCAUUCUGAGAUUGCUGAUCUAAAUGAGGAUGUGGAGCACAAAUCAUCUUUCACUGGGCUGCAUGGUGUAAAUAACUUAUUCCAAUCAUAUUCUGGGAAUUCAGUUAGAGGGGCAUGCUCUGACUUGCAUUUGGUGCAAAAUGAUGAUGGGGUCAUGUGCAAGAAUCUAGAUGCUGGUAUCAAACGAAAUCCUGUAAAGGUGAGUCAGUUUCCAAUUGAGGUGUCAGGGGUAAUCACUCCUAUGUCAGGUGAUGUAAGCAGACUGCCAUCAUCCCUGAAUGAAAAUUGUGAAACAAGUGUAAUCAGAUUGGCUAUAACUUCGCCCCCAGCUUCAGUUGAGAUUACAGAGUGCAACUUGGAAGGAGCAAUUUGUAAUGAGAUUGCUGAUGUGACUGCUAUUUCAGUUGAUCUUCCAUCAGUUCCUUUAGUUGAAUCUAUUGGGAAGGAAGGGAGGGAGAUGUGUUUUCUUCCAGAGGUGGCUUAUCAUCAGAAUUAA